CCUGAUACAAUAGAGAAAAUGAAAAAAUGCAUAAAAUUUAUGAUUCAUGUAAAUGCAAUGUUACAACUUGAUUUUUUUUAUUUUUUAAAUGAACCACCAUUAAAUAAGCAACACCAAUAUUCUUUAAUGAUGGCAAUCGAGGCAAGGUUUAGAGUCUGGAUGAUGAACCAAGCAACUGCUUUUAAUUUAUCAAGCUUUGAUGAAGAUGACCUUACACAUUUUACAUAUAAUCAUACACACAAAGGUCCUUACAUUUCAUCAAAAUUACAAUGGUGGACAGCACAAAUAAAAACAAUGUUUCAAGACGCUUUUGACAAUAUAUUUAACCAAAAACAUUAUAAAACUUUAUUAAAAAACUAUGACUCUUAUAAUAUUAGUAAUAAAAUUAUGCUAAUGAAAGAUACUUAUGAACUGUUUUUAAAAAAUUAUGAAAAUAUUUACUUCACAGGUGAUAUUAUGUUGUUAUCGAAAUUUUUUGACACUACUCCUAAAAUAAAAAUAAAAAAAGAUAGACAACAUUAUAUAUACAAGAAUACAUUUGGAAAUGCAGUAAACUAUUAUAAAUGUGGUAUUAUUUAUGGUUAUACAAUAAACAAACUUUUAAUAAAAGAAGUGGUUGAUGAAUUAUUUACGAUAUAUAAAUUAAACCAACAUAAAUUUACUGAAAUUAUCUUUAUGCAGACUGUUCGUUUGCUUUUUAAAGAAAUACAAAAAAGUUUUUUUUCUCACCGAAGAAACGAUAAAAUAAGCAUGAAUAACCUUUUCUUUUUUAACAUCCGAAAUGACUACUCCAAAUUAAACCCAGAACAAAGACAAAAUGAAAUAAAUUAUGCGAUGGCAUCCAGAUUUUAUGAAAAAACAAUGUUUUCAAUAUUUCACAUUAUGUUUAUUAUUAAAAUCAGUCGGCAUUUAGAUAAACUAGACCAAUUAUAUGGAAAGGCUACUAUGAUGCAUUACUCAGUACAUGAGAAACCAUAUGUGUAUUUUAAGCAUAUAUAUCAUAAUAGUUUACAAGAUAUUGCUUUAAAUGUAUUUUUCCCUAUGUAUAUUAAAAAACCAGUUACACAGUUAAAAUAUGGAAAAACGUUUGUUUUUGCUUAUAUGUUAAAACUUACUUCCGAAUUAUUUAGUAUAUAUAAUUUAAACAAUUUAAGUUUAUUAUGUCAAUAUCAAGCUGUUAUUACAGCUAACUUCUAUGCAUUUAAAAAAGUUGCAGCAUAUAUUGAUAGACUAUUUGUACCAAUGGUUAUAUUUUUCUUUUUUUUUAAAAUUAAAGUUGAAUUAGAUGAAGCUGGAAAAGAUUUUCUACCAACAUACUUAAGUAGAUUUGAAGGAUCAAAAUCAUUGAUAACUAUUACUAAUAUUCUUAUAUAUGUUGGUGGCAAUAUUUUAUAUCAAAAUGCUUUAUUUUUUCCUAAUCAUUUGUCUUAUGAAUUAAGGAAACAAGCUCCAGAAAUUCCACAUAUGAUACCAUCAGAUAAACCACAAGCACAUUAUAUUGAUGGAAAUAUUAUAUUUGGAGUUGUACAUAGUUUAUCUGUUACUUUUAUUUUAGCAACUUUAAUGAGAUGGUAUUCAUUUAUGGAUAAUAUUUUAUUUAUGUUUAGAGUUACAUUCCGUAUAUUUGAUAGAUAUUAUGAAAUAAUUAAUGAUCUCCUUUGUUUAUUUUUUAGAAGAAUAUUUAAUAAAAUGAGUGCUAACAUUUUCUUAAAAGCACUUGCCAAAAUUUAUUUAGAGUCACAAAAAGCAGGAUAUUUCGAAGAAGUAAAACAGUCCAGAUUGUAUGCUAAAACGUUUACCGAAGACAAAGUCACAUAUAAACAGUUUUCACAAAGAAAUAAUAAUUUGCUGCAAUUUGUGGAUAUUGAAAAUCAAGUACAAAAGGGUUUAUUGUCUUAUAAUGAUAAGCACUCUUACUUUAAUGACUUAGAAGAAAGUGAGGAAUUUUUGAACGACAAAAGCUUAACCUACUACGAAGAUCAAGUAAACAACAUAAUUAGUCCUUAACAACUGCUAAUGUAUAUGCUAAUCAUAUGUUAUACUUUAAAAAAAAAAAAUAACAAUCACUAAUAUGACUCUAUCAAAUUAGUUACUUAUUUUAAAAACAAAACGAAAGGGAGAAUAAAAAAACGGAAGAGAAUAAAAAAACGGAAGGGAGAGAAAAAACGGAAGAGAAUAAAAAACGGAAGGGAGAGAAAAAA
This is a messenger RNA of Piliocolobus tephrosceles (Ugandan red Colobus), 2201 nucleotides long. RefSeq lists its product as uncharacterized. Gene Ontology annotation, biological process: adhesion of symbiont to microvasculature. The record is from RefSeq and is a predicted model, not a curated record. The coding region runs from base 19 to 2007 and encodes 662 amino acids. The transcript is spliced from 3 exons. Lineage: Eukaryota; Metazoa; Chordata; Mammalia; Primates; Cercopithecidae.